ACGAGAGAAGCGGGCUGAUUUCCUCUACUAUGGAUGUGGAUAUCUACGAUCAGUUUGGGGAGGCCAUUGACAGAAGGCUUGGAGGAGUGAGGGCUGAAGCCCAACGAAGAGCGGCAGCGGGACCACCGCCCCCUGCCAUGUUCAGGCUAUGGCAGGAAAAGGAGGAACCACCGUUUGGGGUGGAAGAAGUGGGAAGUGAUGAGCAAGUGACUCAAGGGCUACGAGGAGGAAGUGAGACGGAAGAGGCCAUAAUCAUCGAGUCAGAUGACGAGGAUGAGGAGGAAAGAACGGAGUCUCUGUCUGUCUUAUUUGAGAAGAUGAAAGACUUGCUGGAUAAGAUGGGGAGGUACCAACAGAAGUUGGUGGACCUCUGUAAAGGAGUGAAAGGAUGGAAGUCUAAUGUCCCCACAAUAUUCCUCUAUGACUCCGGCCCGGAGUCAGCGUUUGGGCGACCCAGAGUGAAUGUGGUGGGGUUGUGCCCUCAACCAGGAAUGAGAGGGAGACCCCUCACUCUGCAGGCCCGGCUGACACAGGCAGCGCGAACGAGGAAUCGAGCCAAGGCCAGGACCAGCCAAGAGCCUCCAAGGGGGGAACACGAACCAGGGAGAAGGAAAGAGGCUGUGAAAGUAGAGGACGACGAUGAUGAAGAGGAAGAGGACGAGAGGCUGCGCAAGGAAAAGGAUCAGAGAGCGGAGCAGCGGGCAAGGAAAAAGGGAGCCAGGGGAGAGGCCGAACCAGUCAUACAUGACGGACCGCCCAAAAAGAAGAAAUACGAGGUCCGGUUGGAAGAAGGAUUUGACGUAGAAAAGGUGAUUGAUCGGCUGUUGGAAGGGCAUAAUGACCUCAUGACCCURAAGGAAAUCCUAGCGUCAGCCCCGCGACUCCGCGAUGAACUGAAGGGGAGGUUAUUACGGCGCCUGGUGCCCAAUGUCCGCCUGGGUACGAUCCUGCCCAAGGAGGCAGAGUGGGCAAAGUCAGGUACGAAGAUGGACUGGAAGUGCGUAGCCUGUGGUAUGGUGGAUUUGAUGGUGAAGGGUUCCAAGUGCGCAGCAAUGAUGGACACCGGGGCAGAGAUGAACAUUAUUCGGGAGGCGGACGCGAUCAGAUUCGGGCUGGAUAUAGACCGUUCUGAUUGCGGUAUUCUGCAUGGAGCCAGCUGUAAGGCCAUGUUUUGCGGGACAGCCUCGAAUGUGCUCGUCGAGGUUGGAAAGGUGAAGGCCAGGGCAUGCUUCUUCAUAAUGCCAGACGUGGACCAUGGAAUCCUCCUGGGGAGGGGACGGCUCAAGCAGGGUUCCCAAAGGCGGUACAAGACGGUAGAUAAGAAGUGCUGCCCAGUACCCGUCCUCGUUACAGAGGACGAGGAAGCAUAUCACGAGAGGGAACGAGGGUUGAUUCGACGAAUGAGGGAAAGUGCUUUAGCAGGGCCAUGUCGUAUCAACAAAGGGAACGAGAAGGAGUUGAUCAUAGGGGAAUCUGAUUUCCUGCUGCCUCAGGAGCGAACGUUGAUGGUGGGAUUAAUGAAGAGGAAGCAUCGCGCCUACGCGUUUAGUGACGAGGAGCGUGGCAGGCUGGAUGUAGACAAGAUACCUAUGAUCCGCAUCCACACCGUGCCACACGAGCCUUGGAACAUGAGAGGGGCGCGAUAUCCCAAUCCUGACAAGGAAAGGAAGGUGGUGGAUUAUCUCGACGGCAAGAUACGUACUCACGUCGCCGAUUAUUCAAGUGGACCGUAUGCGUCCCCGUGGUUCUGCUUCAUUAAGCCUAACGGAACGCUGCGGUGGGUGCAGGAUUUGCAGAGAUUGAAUGCAGUGACCGUGCAAGAUGCUGGAGGACUGCCGAAUGCAGACGCGCUGUCAGAAUCCUGUGCUGGAAGGCCUAUAAUUUCGCUUAUAGAUCUUUACUCAGGAUACGAUMAGUUCCCAGUCUACCCGCCGGAUAGGCCGGUGACAGCUAUGCACACACCGCGAGGAUUAGUCCACAUGAACGUGGCCCCACAAGGGUGGACCAACGCAGUAGCAAUGGUCCAACGAGCCAUGAUUCGGGCCAUGCAGUCAAUCAACCCCCAUAUCACACAGCCAUACAUUGACGAUUUGGCAGUGAAGGGGCCGGCGACGAAAGAGAGCGACGAAGUCUCACCAGGGGUAAGGCGCUUUGUCUGGAAGCACAUUCAGGACCUCGAAAAGGUCCUCAGCCUGCUCGAAGAGCAUAACCUCACGGCAAGCGGGGCCAAAUCCAGACACUGCAUGAGGGAAGCGACUAUCUUGGGGAUAGUCUGCAAUGAGAAGGGUCGAAGGCCGGAUGUGAAGAAGAUGGACAAGAUUACUGAGUGGCCAGUUCCGUUCCACUCAAUAACUGAUGUCAGGAGCUUCCUUGGGAAUGUGGACGAAAUACCCGAGAGUCAAGACGACGAGUUCGAAGAAGGGAAAAUUAAGGAGGCUUUUCGUGCAGAGGAGUACGACGGGAUCUACCUAGAGCUGGGGCUUCUUCUGUCAUGUGAAAUACGGCUAAGAGAUGCGAGCGAUAGGGUUCAAAGGAUGCUGCGACGCUACUUAGUGCGAGACGGUCACCUUUUCGUGAGAAGGGAAGUGGGGAAUCCCAGGAGGGUCGUCUGCGGUAGGAAUCGUCAGAUCGACGUCGUAGCAGCACUACACGAUAGCAUUGCAGGAGGGCAUCGAGGGGUACAAGCCACGUAUGCCAAGAUAAGUGAGUUGUACUACUGGGAUGGAAUGAUGGACAUGGUCGGAAAAUUCUGUCGAUCUUGCGUACCCUGCCAGGAGAGAUCCCGUUUAAGGCAGGGAGAGCUGCUGCAUCCAAGUUUAGAGCGAGAGGUAGGGGCCGUAGUGCAUCUCGAUCUGCUUUUUAUGCCACUUGGGGAUCAGGGCUAUAACUAUAUCUUCGAUGCGCGCGAUAACCUGUCGAGGUCUGACUUUACGAAGACAACCAUGCCAAGAGGAGGGAAGGGGACACGGGCGCCUCAGAGGCCGUUGGGCGCAUCAGGAGGAUAUGAGCGGCAUGGGUCUCGCCAUCGAGAGAGUACUCCAGUCUACAAUGAUGGGGACAUCGAGCUAUUCCUGGACAGUUUCUGGGAGCAUGCGAGGCGUAUGGGYUGGACCGUCGCUCAAGCGAUUGAGAGAUUGAGGGGAGCAGGUAGGUUCGARGAGCCCAUUGCCAGGAUUCGUAGGGAGGCGACGACGAGGCAGGAGGUGGAGAUGAGGAUGGAGGAGUUGCGACCCUCGCCUGUGGGACCUGAUGGCAGGCCGAUCCGCCUGGAGAUUGGAAAUGCGUCGGACUUCAUCCCCGCAGUCGAGAGGCGGCAGAGGAGUCAGAGGCCGAGGGACCCUGAGCCCAGGGAGGCGAGACCAUCUCGAGGAGGACGGAAGGCCCUAGCCAGGAGAGAGCAGGAGCCAGAGGAUGAGGAGCGAGGGGCAUACCCUGAGUGUGGGUUGGGGCCAGUGGAGUUCCAUCGUUUUACUGAGGGUGGAUUGAGGAGGUCGCCAGCACACACACAGAGGGAGCCACCAGCGUCAGAGGGGCCCUUGAGGGAAUUGGAGAUGCAUUUAGAUAUUUUUCGGUGGAGGGCGUCGCUUCAGGGUGAGGGGCAUGGAGAGCAGGCAAAGGAGGUGCCACGAGAGGAGGUAUCACAGGAAGAGGUCCGGGGUACUCAGAGAGAGAGAGGGACGGGCGAUGAGGGGAGACGUGCAAGGAAGGAAGUGAUAGAGGUUGGAGAGGAUACGCCGCCACAGACGCCAGCAGUGGGUUUGAGACUCGGGGGUGCACCAGGGAGCACCCGGCAGGCAAAGGAGGGGUUGCCGAGAGAGGAGACCCCUUCACCUUCGUCAGAAAAGGCUCCUUCGCCAGAAGGGAGGGCAGGAAGGAGGAGAGAGAGAGCAGCUGUAAGGAGAGAAGCUUUGAUUCUGAUUGGUAGGCACCUAGCAGCUCAUGCCCUAGAGCACCCAGACCUGGAGGAGCCAACACCUGUAGAGCCACACCAGGAGUCAUGCCAGCCCGAGAAGGAGGUGGAAGCAGAGAUCCCAAAGAGGGUCGACCUCCGCACGAGGGAAAGGGUGUCAGCUGGAGAAACGGCUGAAGAAAAGAGGGCGAGACGAACCAGGCGGAUAGAUGAGAUAUGGCAGGAGAGGCAGUGGUUGGAGGCUGCGGGGGAGCUCCCGGAGCAGCAGCAGGAGAGGCAGAGAUCGGAGGCAGCAGGAGCACUCCCGGGCCAGCCACCCAGCGCACCAGCUAGGGCCCCAGAGAUCCCUGAGAUAUGGAGGGACUUCUUGGAGCAGAGAGGAGAGGAGCUUCCAUCGCCAGUCAGAGCCGGGUUUGGGGUGGCCAGGAAGGCGGAAGAAAGGUUAGAUCGUAAAAUCAAGUUCCUGGCCAACACCACUUUUGACCGGCACUUGUUAUUGGAGGGCAAUCUGGCGGGGAAGAAAAUGAAGGAAGCCAGCCAUGGAGUACGUCUGGAGGCUAUGGAGAUGGAAAUUCAAGAACUUAGGGCUUUGGUGGUCAGCCAGGCAGCUAUCAUUGAGAGCCUGAGGCAGCAAACCCAGGGAAAGGCGGACAGACCAGAGAGCAGCCGGCAGGGAGAGCAGAGGCAGCCAGGGCAGGGAUUGCCAGGACAGCCAUCUGCGAUAGAGCCUCGCCAGGAGCCACCUAUGGGGAGAGUUAUCCUGGAGCUAGAGGAGGCGAGAGCCCAGAGACAGGCAGAGAGAGAGGCGUUCGAGUUUAGAGCCCCUACUGAGCUCGCGACGCUGCCGGUGGCGGCGGCAGGCCCAGUCGUACCUUUGGCAGUAGAGGAGGGGCUGCCACCAUGUAGCAGUGAGCCGGCUCAGCGCUCGGCAGAGGGAUCCAUGGGCGUGCUCCUUGAGGCGGUGCAUACUAUGCAGGAGGAGGUGAGUUUGUUUUCACCUGAGCAGAGGAUAGAGGAGCCUCUUGAGAGAGAGAUGGGGAUUGAGGAGGAGGGUGCCAUCGAGGGCAGACUCCAGAGGAUAGGCACACCUGAGUAUGGACCAGAGGAGAUUGAGGAGCAGCCCAUGGCAGUGCCAGGGGCGGCACUCGAGAGGAGGCCUCAGAGGUUGGACACGCCUGAGUACGUUCCAGCGACAGAGGAUUUGAGAGGCAGACUAGGAUUUUGGGCUACUGGAUCUGGGUCUGGUGGACCAGUUCYGGGGACAGAGCGGCAGGAAGUCGUUGGUACUGCAGCUCCUCAAGCAGAGCAGYAGGGGGUUAUCAGUACCUUGGCAGGAUCUCCUUCAUCACCACCUCCUCAGCCCAGGAAGAGGAAGUUCAAGAGGAAGGUUGAUCAACUAUGUUUCUACUGCAAAAGGAGCGCGCAUCAUGCUUUGGACUGUCUCGAGUUUCUUGAGGAUAAGAUAGCAGGGAAGAUCUCAGAGGUAGGGGGUAAAAUGUAUGAUAGACAGGGUAGGAUAGUAGAGAAGUCUGCAGAUGAACUUAGGGCUCAAUUAUAUAGGCAAAACCAGGAGGAGUUGAGGAGGUAGGGUUCGGUUUUGUCUAUAUAAGUGAGCGAGCAUUUUGUGAG
Chara braunii is the source of this 5539-nucleotide messenger RNA. The record is from the annotation of a GenBank genome assembly. NCBI's taxonomy places the organism in Eukaryota, Viridiplantae, Streptophyta, Charophyceae, Charales, Characeae.